AUCGAGGUCCUAAGCACGACCGAAGGUCGGAGCGUUUUUUGCAAGAUGGCAGCGUCUACAGCCCAGGUGCUUUCUCUGUAUCGCAAGCUUAUGAAAGAAAGCAGUAAAUUUCCCUCUUAUAAUUACAGGACGUACGCCUUGCGCCGGGUGCAGGAUGCCUUCAGGGCAAACCGGAGUGUAGAAGACCCCAAGAUGGUGGAGCAGCUCUUAAACCAGGGCAGGGACAACCUAGACAUGAUCCGGAGACAGGUUGCCAUAGGCAAGAUGUACCCGACCCAGAAGACUAUUGUUGAGGGGUAGGGUUCGAAGAGAAACCACCGAUGGGCAUUGAUGGAGUGUCUCAGAACGAGAGGAAACGAUGCCCAAGAGACCAUGGGAGACGGAGCACUGAACCUCAACCUCACUUUCCCUUUCACACAGAAGCUUUAUUUUCCGACGCCCUCAUUGGAUGGAUAGGGGGAAAGCCUAUGGGUUGGGCCUACUUUGUCUGACAUCAAAUUGUUCUUUAUCUCUAGACCAGUGUUCCCAACCCUCCACAUUUUUGUACUAGCCCUGCACUGAUAGACAUUAUUCAACUAGACAGGGGCUUGCUGAUGUAGUUGAUCAUGUUAAUGUGUCAGUGCAGCCCUAAAACAAAAAUGUGGACUAUCUAGCGUUCCCCACGAGAGGGUUGGGAAACACUGCCCUAAACAUUUUGUGAUGGACUGUCGUAGAUCUGAAAGCAUCAGAUAGGCAUUAAAAAUAAUUGUAACAUCCGACUUGGCAACUGUGCAGCGUUGACGACGUAACGAUUGUCCUUGGUCCCUAUAUACUGUACCAUCUUCACCAUACUAACAUAAUGAGCUUCUUUUGUGAGCUGUAAGAGUUGUAGCAGUGCCACGGUGUACACACGGUCUUGAUUCCCUGUUAUAUUUUUCUAUUGUGUGUUGUAUAUAUGAUUUAUCGUCAUGUAAGAUGGUGUAUAAACAGAUUAAAGAUAUGCGGAUCUGAAUCGCAUUAUUGUC
Messenger RNA from Oncorhynchus kisutch (coho salmon), 1004 nucleotides. Its product is annotated as LYR motif-containing protein 4B. Gene Ontology annotation, biological process: iron-sulfur cluster assembly. Lineage: Eukaryota; Metazoa; Chordata; Actinopteri; Salmoniformes; Salmonidae. Gene Ontology annotation, cellular component: mitochondrion; L-cysteine desulfurase complex. Bases 46 to 300 code for a protein of 84 amino acids. The record is from RefSeq and is a predicted model, not a curated record. The transcript has 3 exons.